Messenger RNA from Lactuca sativa (garden lettuce), 875 nucleotides. NCBI's taxonomy places the organism in Eukaryota, Viridiplantae, Streptophyta, Magnoliopsida, Asterales, Asteraceae. The record is from RefSeq and is a predicted model, not a curated record.
GUAUUUCAUAUUCCCACCUCAUAGUUUCCCUUCUCAUACAGCCAAAAACAAAAAUUUCCAAAAAAAAUGAACAAGCUUUCUCGUCUUUCUGAUCUUCUGAAAGGACUACCAAAUAUUAUUUCUCAAAAUGCAAAGUUUAUGGUCAUCACAACCUCCGUUUUCCUAAUCCACUACUCCAUUCCCUUCAUCUUACCCACUUCUUGUGCAAAAUUCAUGGAUUUGAGCUUCAAACUUUACACUUUAGUCUAUGCCCAUCCCCAUACUACCGAGUACAACGAACUCUUGAUUGCUAUCCGAGAAGAUAUCGACAUCUUUCUAACAAUCGAAACUUUUAAUUCCGUUUUCUACUUUUUUGUUGCCCAAAUCACCAUAAUUGUUAUUGCAUCAAGCGACUAUAGGGGUAGUACCUUGUCUCUCAAAGAAUUUAUGAUCAAGGUAUCAAGAAAAUGGACUAGACCCUUUUUCACUUCGUUCUAUGUAAAACUUCUUCCCCUGGGUUACACGAGUUUCUUCUUCUUGCCACGUUUGAUUCCAUCACUUUUACUUCUUGACCAUCCUGUCAUUCUGAUCACGAUCCUCCUUUUCCUUGCUUAUUUUUUCAUUAAAUUGAAUCUUUAUCUAUCUAUUGUUUGGAGUCUGUCUGUAGUUGUUUCUGUGUUUAAGGAUACUGAUGAGCUUUCAGCAGUAGGGAAUGCUAGAGAAGUUGCAAGCGCAAGAGGGUAGAUGGCUUCUUAUAAAUUUUUUCUUCAUUCAUGUAUUUUGGAACUAGUGUUAUUACCCAAUAACAUAAUGAAUGUAAUGGUGAAAAAACAUAAAAUGAUAAUGAGAUCUGAUUCUUAUUAUAGCAAUUAAAUAAGAAAUUAACUAUUUUGUUA